UUCCAUCAUUCUACUACUCACAUGGCGACGGCGAUGGCCGUGGCGGGAGCAGCCUGCGCCUCCCGGCCGCCGCGCCCGCCGCGCCGGCGAGGGCACGCGCCGCCGCGCGCCGCGGCGGGGGCGGUGGAGAUACGGGUCUGCACGAACCGCACGUGCGCGCGGCAGGGCGGGCGCGAGGUGCUCGCGGCGCUCGAGGGGCUCUCGCCGCCCCCGCCGCGCGUCGACGUGGCUUCCUGCGGGUGCCUGGGCCGCUGCGGGGCCGGGCCCAACGUCGGCGCCUCCGUCCCGGGCCGCGGCAACGCCGUGUUCGCCCACGUGGGCACGGCGGCCCGCGCCGCGCGGCUCCUGGAGCACCUCCUCGGCGCCGCCGAGUUCGACGCGGCCGCGGGGCUCGCCGCGCUCGCCCUACGGGAGAAGGCCGAGGCCACCCUCGCCGACGGGAGAGCCGCCCAGGCGGAGGCCCUCUUCACCGAGAGCAUCGCAAUGGAUGCUCCUGGUGGGCUGCAUCUGGCCUACGGAGGCAGGUGUAAGGCGAGAAUAGUGGUUGGGGAUACCGCCGGCGCGCUCGCGGAUGCCGAGGAGGCGAUAAGGAUAGCUCCCAAAUUUCCUCAGUGUCACUUGUUGCGAGGGGACGCGCUGUUUGCAAUGGGAGAGUACCACUCCGCAGAGGAUGCAUAUGCACGUGCCUUGGAUCUUGACCCAUCUAUUCGUCGGUCCAAGUCUUUCAAGGCCCGCUUGGAAAAACUACGGGAGAAGCUUGUCAGUGUCAGCACUUCAUCAUAGUUGGCACUGAAAACUGCACUUCUAAGAUCAGAUGAAAAGGUUCAUCCAGCAAGAAAUGUAUGUAUAGCUUGUGGGUUCAUCAGUCUAUAUAAAUUCUCAACGCAACCUCUGCAAGUGUCAUAUGUAGCUAGCUUUGCUCGUUCAUUUUAACAUUAUGCAGUGUACAAUGAUCUUCCUUUGACUCCUUAGAAGAAGAGAGACGGUGUGUUGACCAUCAUUGUUGUGCCCAUGUAGUUUUGAAUUCGACAUAUCCUAUUUGAAAUAAAUAUAACAAAUUCAGAUGUA
Triticum dicoccoides is the source of this 1068-nucleotide messenger RNA. RefSeq names its product small glutamine-rich tetratricopeptide repeat-containing protein 2-like. Bases 22 to 783 code for a protein of 253 amino acids. The transcript has 5 exons. Gene Ontology annotation, molecular function: protein binding. NCBI's taxonomy places the organism in Eukaryota, Viridiplantae, Streptophyta, Magnoliopsida, Poales, Poaceae. The record is from RefSeq and is a predicted model, not a curated record.